Messenger RNA from Coregonus clupeaformis (lake whitefish), 2328 nucleotides. Its product is annotated as dymeclin. The transcript is spliced from 17 exons. Gene Ontology annotation, biological process: Golgi organization. Gene Ontology annotation, cellular component: Golgi apparatus. Bases 247 to 2265 code for a protein of 672 amino acids. NCBI's taxonomy places the organism in Eukaryota, Metazoa, Chordata, Actinopteri, Salmoniformes, Salmonidae. The record is from RefSeq and is a predicted model, not a curated record.
CUCACGCAUGUCUGUGACGACGUGGAAAUAUGGUGGAAGAGCACUAGAGUUAAGUCGGAGUUUUCUCAAAUUCUUCAUUUAGUAAACUUUUGUUUAUCAUUGACAUUUACAGCUAUAGCAACUGUACAACCUAAGCUGAAGACUGUCAAGAACCUGGGAGAAGAACGCGAGCUAGUACAGUGCCUGGUGUGGUAGUGGGAGAUGAGGCAGUGAGAAAGAGAGCCUCUCCUCAGACCUACUCAGGAGAUGGGAGCCAACACCAGCCAGGUCAGUGACCUGUGUGAGAACCAGAGCCUCAGGACCCUGAUCGGAACAGAGUCCAUCUCAGAGAAUGACCCCUUCUGGAACCAGCUCAUCUCCUUCACCUUCAUCAGCCCCACUAGCCGUGGGGACUCCAAGCUGUUGGAAGAGGCAGUCAUUCCCCUCGCCAAGAUCCUGAUUGAGAACAAUCCCAGAACAGGGAAUUUUGGAGCCCUGGUGAGAAUAUUCCUGGGAAGAACCAAAGAGCUGAAAAUAUCCACAGAAUGCCAGGAUCAGCUGUUCAUCUGGCAGGCCCACAAUGCCCUGUUUAUGAUCCGCUGCCUGCUCAAAGUCUUCAUCAGUGAGAUGACAGAAGAGGAGCUGCACCUACAGUUCUCCUACCAGGAGAGGGCGCCAGGCUCCUGCGACACGGGGAGCGAGGACCUGCUAGAGGAGCUAAUGUGUAACCUGGUGCACCUAGUCGUCGAGGUGCCCCUGCUGGACAUCACUUACAGUAUCCUGUUUGAGGCUGUGACUACCAUGCUGGUGUUACUGUCCUACCAGCUCUUCCACAAGGAGAUGCUGAGAGACGGACUAAUUUACCAGUACCUGAUCAAGGGACGAUGUGUGUCCCUGACCAGUGGGUUAGUGAAGACCCUGCUGUAUAACUUCAUCAGACAGGAGAAGUGUCCACCUCCCGCCACACACAUCUUUGAGCAGCAGUCAGACGGCGGAGGCCUGCUCUACGGCCUUGCCUCGGGGGUAGCGAGUGGGUUGUGGAGUGUGUUCACACUGGGCGGAGCCGGCAGUAAGCCAGGAUUGGAGCAGGAACAGAACCCGCUGCCCUUAUCCAAUCAGAGCCUGUUAUUACUCCUGGUGCUAGCCAAUCUGACAGAUGGACCUAACGACUGCCCCAACCCUUACAGACAGGCUGUCACCUGCUUCAAAAACACACAAGACACGUCAUCGAUCCCUACGGAGCAGCACCAUACGUUCCAGAUCAACUUCAACAGCCUGUACACAGCUCUGUGUGAGCAACAGAGAUCUGACCAGGCUACACUGUUACUCUACACACUGCUGCAUCAGAACACCAAUAUGAGGACUUACAUGCUGUCACGCACAGACAUGGAGAACCUGGUGGUGCCCAUCCUGGAGAUCCUGUACCAUGUGGAAGACAGGAACUCUCAUCACGUCUACAUGGCCCUCAUCAUCCUCCUCAUCCUCACUGAGGACGACACCUUCAACAGAUCCAUACAUGAGGUGGUUUUAAAGAACAUAACAUGGUAUUCAGAACGUCAGUUAACAGAGAUCUCUCUGGGGAGUCUGCUCAUCCUGGUGGUCAUACGCACCAUCCAGUUCAACAUGACACGGACCAGGGAUAAGUACCUGCACACCAACUGCCUGGCAGCCCUGGCCAACAUGUCAGCCCAGUUCCGCUGCUUACACCAGUACGCUGCCCAGCGUAUCAUCAGUCUAUUUGCACUGCUGUCCAAGAAGCACAACAAGGUCUUGGAGCAGGCUACCCAGUCUCUGAGAGGUCCCCGGGGGGCAGACGACAGCUCUGUACUGCCUGACUACGCCCAGGACCUUAAUGUGAUCGAGGAGGUAAUCAGGAUGAUGCUGGAGAUCAUCAACUCGUGUCUGUCUAACUCUCUACACCACAAUCCUAACCUGGUCUACGCCCUGCUCUACAAGAGGGAGCUCUUCGAACAGUUCAGAACACACCCCUCCUUCCAGGACAUCAUGCAGAACCUUGACACGGUGAUAGGUUUCUUCAGCCAGCGUCUGGAGGCAGCAGGGACUGACCUGUCAGUAGAAAGGGUUCAGGAAGUCAUAAUGAAGGGAGCACAGGCUCUUCCCAAAGACCGCCUCAAGAAGUUCCCGGAGCUGAAGUUUAAGUAUGUGGAGGAGGAUCAGCCUGAAGACUUCUUCAUUCCUUACGUGUGGUCCCUGGUCUUUAACUCUGGAGUGGGCCUUCACUGGAGCCCUACAAACAUACAACUCUUCAGCAUGGACUCUGGCUGAGGGGGUGUUCACGUUGAGGGGGUGUUCACGUUGAGGGGGUGUUCACGCUGAGGGGGUGUUCAC